Amborella trichopoda is the source of this 345-nucleotide messenger RNA. Lineage: Eukaryota; Viridiplantae; Streptophyta; Magnoliopsida; Amborellales; Amborellaceae. The record is from RefSeq and is a predicted model, not a curated record.
AUGCAGGAAGGGUUGAAGAAGAUGAAUAAGAAUAAGAAGCUGAUGAAGAAACUCGCCAAGAACUACCACGCCUUUCUUGCAUCAGAAACAAUCAUCAAGCAGAACCCAAGGCUUUUGGGUCCUGGUCUCAACAAGGCACGGAAGUUUCCCACUCUGGUUUCUCACCAAGAAUCACUAGAGGCAAAGGUGAAUGAGACAAAGGCCAUUGUCAAAUUCCAACUUAAGAACGUUCUCUGCAUGGGGUUUGCUGUUGGCAAUUGUGCUAUGGAGGAGAAGCAGAUAGACGAAGCUCAGGAAACAGAGGCUAGGGUUAGGUUUUGCAAGAUGGGCUUAGAAUCGCUCUGA